AUGAAAGUCAGUUUUCUGAAAAAGAACCAAUCCAAGAGAACCUCGCUGGUUUCCAUUUCCGAAAGGAGCUUAUCCGUGGAAACCAGCGCUCCCAUGGGCGUGGCACCAUCGUCAUUGCGGCCCCCCAUCCCCGGCGCAUACGACGACACAGCCCUGGCCGAUAUUGUAAAUGAGCCCGAAGAAUACUUGGUGCACCUGCAGGACGAGUGGCUGCGAAAGCACCACGAUGCGCUCAGUCAAGCGCAGACAGUGCCAGUCGCCGGCGGGGACGAAGUCGACUGGCGCCUGUACAGCCCACCACCAGGAUUGGCCGACGCCUCUAAGGUGUUUUCGGAGCCGCUCACGGAAAUUAUUCCACAGUCGAUAACCAACAUUCAAGAGCGAGUCGAGCAGCAAUUACGACGCGAAAAGGAAGAAGACGCCGCGCGCAAAGCAGUGGAGGAAGCGGAGGCGCUAGAGGCCGCGAAGAACAAGGAGCCAUAUCUGCCGAUCAAUAUGAACGGAACUGAGAAGGGCAAAGAUAUCGAUGCUUCAUCGAUAGACAUCAAACCGGAUUGCGAUACAGAAUCACUGCUUUCGCGACGCAGCUUCGUGCAAGAACAAGUGGAUAAACGCCGAAAAUUUGGCUUCCGAAAGCUCUUUCAGCGCAGUUAUGAAAAGGGAGAGAGUGCCGCCGCCGGUGCCGCCCGUGAAGCGAUUCUUCAAGAUCUCGAAACUCGUCUCAGCAAAGCAAAUGUCGAAUCCACCGCACCAGGCACGCAAGAGACGUUGAAAAAGCUACGACGAAACAAAACUGUUCGCGUGCCGGAAACACAAGAAUUAGUUGAAUGUGUCUCCUGUCUCGAUGAUUUUGCCAUGAAGGAUGUUGUCAAAGUUGUCUGCCACAGCUACUGUGACGACUGCUUUGUUCGACUUAUCACGGCGGCAUGCGCAAAUGAGCAGCAAUGGCCACCCAAGUGCUGUCUCAAUCAAAUUCCUUUUCGGACAAUCUUGGAUCACAUACCCAACGAUCUGAAAAGGACUUUUGAAGAACGCCGAUCUGAAUGGGAGGUGCCCAUUGCCGAGCGACAAGAGUCGGAAGAGCUGCGACAGAUUCUGGCUCAGAUUGAGGAAUUCGAGCGCAGAGAGGCCGACAUAGAAGAACAGCACAGAAUCUCUAUGAAAAAGGAGCGCGCUCGCGGUGAGAUACUGAGACGACAAACGGUCGAGGUCAAGUUUCAGCAGCUCGCUCGCAUAUUAGACUCCCUGCACGAGACGCAGGAGAGCAUCGUUGACUGGCAGCAAGAGGCCGACGCGAAAGACCUGGCCACCGACGCCAAAAAUAAAGAGGAAGCUCUUGAAAAAGAACAAAAGACAGAGCUAUCGAAAAUCAACGAAAAAAUCGUGACGCGAACCACAGACAUGGAAACCAAACUCGACGCCGAAUUUGCCGUGCGCACAGCCAAGGAGCACAAGAUCGAAAACGAUUACGAGGAGCAGCUCAAAGAGUACUGGGCCGACAAGGACGGCGCCGAGGAGGAAAUCGAGUCUGCCAUGCUCUCCUUGCGGCAGCGCAUGGACCAGGGCUACCAGCUAUGGCAGGAGUGGAAGACGGGCGAGCUGGACACGUACCGGGCCAAGCUGCAGGACGAGCUGACGAUCCGCGAGGAGCUCAUGUACAGCGCCAAGCACCGCCUCAGAGGCCGCUACGAAGAGAUGGAGGCGGAGUUGGCUCGUCGCAUUGUGGCCGAACGGCGAUGGAUGAUGGAGGUGUUUGCGGAGCGAAAGGUCCUCCUGGCGACGGCCGAGGCGGCGGAAAUGGUGGGCGAUGCCGAUAGUUUGUUCGGUAUUGAUUUGGAUGCAUCGAGGCCGGGAACUCCGGACAACAUUGGGAAGGCGGUUUAA
Messenger RNA from Akanthomyces muscarius, 1884 nucleotides. RefSeq lists its product as uncharacterized. The record is from RefSeq and is a predicted model, not a curated record. Bases 1 to 1884 code for a protein of 627 amino acids. The transcript has 3 exons. Lineage: Eukaryota; Fungi; Ascomycota; Sordariomycetes; Hypocreales; Cordycipitaceae.